Molecule: messenger RNA, 2478 nt
Organism: Saccoglossus kowalevskii
Lineage: Eukaryota; Metazoa; Hemichordata; Enteropneusta; Harrimaniidae
Product: xylosyl- and glucuronyltransferase LARGE2s-like
Biological process (GO): protein O-linked glycosylation via mannose
Molecular function (GO): glucuronosyltransferase activity; xylosyltransferase activity
Source: RefSeq, a predicted model, not a curated record
AUGAUCGCAAAUAGGAAAACAAUAUCGGUUUUUACGAUUUGUAUUUGUCUCCAGGCAUGCAUUUUGGUAUCAUUUUUGUUUGUAAUUAAUCAGAAUGGUGGCGUGCCUUCGGACUCCGAGCUGGAUCUACAACGCCGAUCGAUACGACUGAUACCGAGACAGUGCGAGACCCUUCAUUUUUUAAUUUGUGUACCUGAACUGGAAGCUGUUCGAUCGCUAAGUGUUUUAGUGAAGUCCGUGAUUAUUCAUCGUGUAAACCCGUUACAUUUUCAUUUUGUAAUCAAUGACUUACAAGUGAACAUUACGAUUCAUAAACUAUUUGAGACUUGGCGACUGCCACAAGCUGAUAUAAGUAUUUAUUCACCCGAAGAACUAGUGGAUGUCCUUCAUAGUGACAACGUUCCAUUUUCAAAGGUCAUAGUCACUGAAGUGCAAACUGUAUUCGAAACCGAUGUCCGAGUCUUUUGGAAUGAAUUUUUCAAUUUUGAGUCGAGCGAGGUUAUUGGACUUGUUGGGACGAUAUGGGAUGCAAACCCAUACAGCCGUGGAUUAAUCUUAAUAAACGUGGAACGACUCAUGAAAAAAAGUAUGCUAGAUGUACUUGAAAAUAUUAUCAUGGAAAGUAAACUCGACCCUGGAAGGCAUCUCCCACCAGAAAAGUCACCGAUGAAGAGAUUGUGGAAAUCGUUUACCGACGACAACAGUAGAGCUGUACGUCUGCUUCCUUGUUAUUGGUAUAUUGAGACAACUUUCAGAUGUUUUGACAGUGUAUCCGAGGUCCUGAGUUUUAAUUCAAAAACCGUGAUCGAAGAAGAUGGACAAAUGGGUUAUGAAAGACGACUUUAUUUUAAAACAGCCCUAUACAGCCUGCAAGACUUAGACGGUAAUCUCCUUCGAAGUCGGAAUAUAACAUGUAACUGGAACGGCAGAAAACCCCAAAUAUCCCCAAUUCCAAUAAGAGAAACAACGCCACAGAAACCAGGUCGUCGUGAUCCGAAAAUUCUGUGUGCCGACUUUUACAAGCGGGAGACAUUAAAAUUACGAACGCAUACGUUUUUUGUAGGAAACCUUCCAGAAGACCCUCCAUCCAACGAUGUCACACUGGCGUUGCAGACAGACUUUUAUCGUCUGAUUCAAAUGUUUGAAUUGGUAGCGAGCUACUGGACAGGUCCAAUAAGUUUAGCUGUUUAUGCAAAUGACCAACAGGCUCACGAAGUGUUUCGAUUUGCCUCCUCGUCCAAGGCAAUGAGAACUAGACACGAUAUUGCCAUUCACAUCGGAUAUGAAGAAAGGGACUUGCGACAGUACCCAUUUAACCAUAUGAGGAAUAUUGCAUUGGGAGAAGUCAGGACGCCAUUCAUUUACAUGAGUGAGAUCGACUUCCUUUAUAAAUCUACAGCAUAUGAAGACAUUCGACGAAGACUCGGCCAUAUUGUGGAAAAACAAGAAGAUGGCGAAAAUCAGGCAAUUGUUGUUCCAGCUUUCGAGACGGAACAUCUUAAUCUGUCCUAUAUCCCGAAGUCUAAGAACGAACUUGUACGACUAUAUACACAGGGAAAACUAAGAUUCUUUCACUCAUUGGAUUUUUCAAAGGGACAUGAAGCCACGAAUUUCACGAAAUGGAUGACAUCGGUUGUUCCAUAUCCGGUGACAUUUAAUCUUGGGUAUGAGCCAUACCUCGUUCUCAGCAAAAAGGGCCUACCAGAGUUCCCUUUGUUGUUUUCAGGAAUGGGGAGAGACAAAAUAAUUUACACGCAGAUGCUUAAGGUUCUCGGGUAUAAACUGUCCGUUUCACCGAAUGCAUACAUGAUUCAUAUGCCACAUUGGCCAAGCACGAGUAAAAUGAUGUGGGAUGCUGAUGGGAAUUAUAGAUGGUGCGUGUAUCAACUCACAGCAAGAUUCUUGAAGAAGUUCAUGAACGAAAAUAAACUAAUAAAUGAGGAAGAUGAAUACAGAUGACAGUAACCCAAAUAAAAUUGACACUUUUACCAGUAUUUGGGGAGAAGUAAUCCGCGGUCACAAAAAACAACUUAUCAUUAUCACCAUAGAGUAUAUUCGCGUGUGCAUCCUCAAAUCACAUAAUUAAAUAAUGGAUGAAAUACAAACGAGUAUAUCUAUGGUUUUAGCGGAUCCACAUAUUCCACUUGCAGUUUAUAUUUACUUUUCAAUAAUUCCCGUCGAAACACUUUGGAUCUUUAAAUACAAACUUUACCCGAUGUUCUAUCUGUUUUGGAAACCGUUAACGCUAAUAUAUGGCCGAGCUGAUGCUAGUUUUGGGUCAUGGUAUUUGCAUGGUUAAUCCCUAGAACAACAAUAUCGCAUCAUCAGCAAAAUAAUAUGCAAAUUAGUCCUUCAUAGAUAUUCAUUGUACAGAUGUUUUUUUUAUUGUACUCCGGCUUGUAUAAACACCCUGCCUUUACAAAUUAUGUGACAAAUAGGAUGCGUAUGAACAGAAAAUAGGCAAAUAAAUGUUAUCUU